Messenger RNA from Lolium rigidum, 1171 nucleotides. RefSeq lists its product as uncharacterized. Lineage: Eukaryota; Viridiplantae; Streptophyta; Magnoliopsida; Poales; Poaceae. Bases 1 to 957 code for a protein of 318 amino acids. The transcript has 8 exons. Gene Ontology annotation, cellular component: membrane. The record is from RefSeq and is a predicted model, not a curated record.
AUGGCGACGCCGGCGGACGGCGCCGCGUACUGGCUGCGGUGGGAGGUGUUCGCGUGCGGCGCGCUCAUCGCGGUCCCCACGGCGCUCGCCGCCGCGCUGCUGCCGCGGCUGCGGAGGCCCGUGCCGCCGCUCCGCGCCACCGACCUCUGGGUGCCCUGCUGGUCGCGCCUCCACCCGGCCUGGCUCCUCGCCUACCGCGCCUUCGCGCUCGCCGCCGCCGCCGCGCUGCUCGGCCGCAACGUCGCGUCCCACGGCCUCACCGUCUUCUUCUUCUACACGCAGUGGACCUUUUUAUUAGUCACCAUAUAUUUUGCGUUGGCGACUGCUAUAUCUGCUCAUGGAUGUUGGGUGUACUCAAAGAAAGCCUCGAGAAAAGCUGAUGAAUCCCAUGGUUUUCUUAAUGUUGAUGUCGAAAACCGUGACCUUUCUGGACAAAGUAAAAGAGAUGAGAUAGACAAGGUGAAAAGCUAUUAUGAAGAAAUAGCAAAUGAGAAAAGAGCUGCGUUCUGGGGACAUUGCAUGCAAAUCAUCUACCAGGCUAGUGCAGGAGCGACAAUGUUGACUGAUGUGACAUUCUGGGGACUCCUUGUGCCAUUCUUUUACCGUAAUAAGUUCGGGCUUGCCCUGGUCACUGACGGCAUGCACUCUCUUAAUUUUGUUUUUCUACUCAUCGACACACUUCUCAACAAUAUGCCUUUUCCCUGGUACCGCAUUGCUUUCUUCGUAUUCUGGAGCUGCUCCUAUGUAACCUUCCAGUGGGUCCUGCAUGCUUCCCAGGCUUUAUCCUGGUGGCCUUACCCAUUUCUCGACCUUGCAUCGUCCGGGGCUCCUCUGUGGUACCUCGGCAUGGCCAUUGCUCAUGUUCCUUGCUUCACUCUAUACUGGUUGGUCGUCAAGGGGAAGCAGGCUUACUUCCCAAGGCUGUUCCCUCGUGCUUGUGUGAGAACAAGUAACUAGAUCCUGCAUCUAAUCAUCGACCAUAUGUGCAAUAGGAUGUAGUAUAUCACGUAUGUAACUAGAGAGAGUAAUUAUUUCCACGCUUGAUAGCUCCCAAGUGUGUUCUUGUAUAGCCGGCUGAAUUCCGAAAUCCAUUGGAAUUACAAAUACUUUGAUCAAUGAAAUGAAAUGAAAUGCAGAGGAGAUUGUAACAAAGCCUCCUCCUUGUUCUCUA